AGCUCCAGCCCUUCCAUCCAUUAUAAAAGGGCACCAAGUGAUCCAGUUUUGAACCACAGCAUAACCCAAAGAUCCCAAAUUAAGAUGUCUAAAGCUUUCUUGCUUGUGUUUCUCCUUGGAGUGGUGGUUCUUAUGAUCACCACUCCUUCUCUAGCUAAUCAACACCAUGAUAAUGAGCCUUACAAGGGUAAGGGAGGCAAGCCUUUCCCUGGUCAAAAGCCACCAACACAUCCUGGUGAGAAAGGUAAGGGAAAGGAGCCACCAGUACAUGGGGAAAAACCUCCUCACAGACACCUCCUGAGUGAGGAUGUUGAGGACACACACAAACCUCCAAAAACCACAGGCGGUAAACCACCCAAGGGUAAGGGAGAGAAGCCUCCACAAGGACAUGAAUUGCCAAAUGGUAAAGAACCCAAGAAGCCAUUCCCAGGUGACAAACCGCCUAAGGGUGAGGGAAAGGAGCCACCCCAUGACCACAAACCUCCCCACAGACGCCUCCUAGGUGAGGAUGUUGAGGACUCCCGCGAGCCACCAAGAUUUUCCGGUGGUAAACCACCCAAGGGCACGGGAGAGAAGCCUCCACAUGGACAUGAAUUGCCAAAUGGUAAAGAACCCAAGAAGCCAUUCCCAGGUGACAAACCGCCUAAGGGUGAGGGAAAGGAGCCACCCCAUGACCACAAACCUCCUCACAGACGCCUCCUAGGUGAGGAUGUUGAGGACUCGCACAAGCCACCAAUAUUUUCCGGUGGAAAACCACCCAAGGGUAAGGGGGAGACGCCUCCACUUGAGCACAAACCACCCCACAAACGUCACCCAGGACAGGGAACUGAGGCCUCGCGCAAGACACCGAUCAAUAAGUUGAAGCCAAAAGUGCCACCCUAUAAACCACCCCACAAGCCUCCACACGGCAACUAAAUUAAUUAGUACCUAAAAUUAGAAGAUCAUCAGCCUGAUACCGCUAGUUUAUCGCACAAAUAAGAGCUGAUGCUGAGUUGUCUUUCAUUAGUAGUCUCUAGCUAGUUACAUGUACAUCCACGUUGGCCAAGUCCUAUGCUUUAUUUAUUCAUGACUUGGGAGGCCAUAUCUAUGGAGUUAUGCAGAUUGUACUUUGUUGUUACAGAAACUCCUGCGUCAUCUAUGGUUUAUCUGUUGUUUGUAUGAUAUGGAUUUUCUACUUUAUUCACUAUUUUGGGAUAUUCUGAUUUAA
Messenger RNA from Theobroma cacao (cacao), 1207 nucleotides. RefSeq lists its product as uncharacterized. The record is from RefSeq and is a predicted model, not a curated record. NCBI's taxonomy places the organism in Eukaryota, Viridiplantae, Streptophyta, Magnoliopsida, Malvales, Malvaceae.